UGUUGAGGGCCUGGUGAGUGGGAAGUUCCUCGGGUUUAUACUCUGGAGGGCGGUAACGGGCUGUCCACCUCUCGUGCCGGGUCUGGGCACUGGAACGGGCGUCGCUCACGGUGAGAGCCGGCACUGCGCACCGCAGCUCGGCCUCGCGCGCUCUUCGCGGCAGGACCAUGCUCCUCACCGCAGUCCUCCGCCGCGGGCGCAGCCCAGGCCGGCACUGGAUCGGGAAGCACCGGCGGCAGCAGUACGUUUCCGAACAGGCCAAGCAGAACAUGAUCCACCUCCUGGAGAUAGAGGCGGAGAACCAGUGCCGGCUGAGCACGCCCUACACGAGCACCGAGCAGGAGUACGGCCAUGCCGCUGAGCGCAGGGCCAUCAAGGCGGCCAUCGAGGCCAUCAAGGCGGCCUGCGCGGCCAAGUUCCCCCCACACAGGUUCGCCGCGGACUAG
Messenger RNA from Octodon degus (degu), 446 nucleotides. RefSeq names its product ribosomal protein 63, mitochondrial-like. Bases 168 to 446 code for a protein of 92 amino acids. Lineage: Eukaryota; Metazoa; Chordata; Mammalia; Rodentia; Octodontidae. The transcript has a single exon. Gene Ontology annotation, cellular component: mitochondrial ribosome. Gene Ontology annotation, molecular function: structural constituent of ribosome. The record is from RefSeq and is a predicted model, not a curated record. Gene Ontology annotation, biological process: mitochondrial translation.